Messenger RNA from Colletotrichum aenigma, 930 nucleotides. RefSeq names its product Efflux pump terG (gene terG). The coding region runs from base 1 to 930 and encodes 309 amino acids. The transcript has a single exon. Gene Ontology annotation, cellular component: membrane. Gene Ontology annotation, biological process: transmembrane transport. Gene Ontology annotation, molecular function: transmembrane transporter activity. The record is from RefSeq and is a predicted model, not a curated record. NCBI's taxonomy places the organism in Eukaryota, Fungi, Ascomycota, Sordariomycetes, Glomerellales, Glomerellaceae.
AUGGACUACCCCGGCGCCAUCACGAUCGUCUGUGGCCUCACUCUAGUGGUGUUUUUAAUCUUGCAAUUAGCAUACGCACCUGCCGGUUGGAGAACGCCGUAUAUUCCAGUCUGUCUCAUACUUGGUGUCGCGUCACUCCUUGCGACAUUCUACAUCGAAACGCGCGUCUCUGCUCAGCCUCUCUUGUCAGCUUCGAUCUUCACUACCCCUUGCAUGAGCCCUCUUCUGUUGGCCCUCUUUCUACUUUACGGCGCAUGGGGCAUCUUUUCUGUAUAUGGCACACUCUACUUCCAGAACAUCAUGUCUGCCAGUCCGUUGCAGGCGGUAGCGUGGUAUAUGCCUCUCGGCCUUGCAGGCCUCAUUCUCAGCAUCAUCGAAGGCUUCAUCUUGCACCUGGUUCCAGGACGUGUCCUGUUGAUCAUUUCCGGUCUAGGGGCAGUAGGGUCACAGCUUCUCAUAGCUCUGAUUCCCCUUGGAGGAAGUUAUUGGGCUUGGGUCUUCCCUGCAGUCAUCUUCAGCACCGUGGGAACUGAUCUGUCCACCAUCUUGAUGACAGUUUUCGUAACCACAACGUUUCCUACAGCACAGAAGGGACUGACUGGAAGUGUUAUUAAUUCUGUGCUGCAGCUAGGUGUAGCGUUCGUCCUUGCUUUGACGGACAUCAUCCAGUCAGCAACGGUUGAUGAAGCAGGAUUGGGGAAGAGUUAUAAGAACACAUUCUGGUUUGGAGUGGGUGCUGGAGCUACGAGCUUGUUGAUUCUGGCAAUCUGGGGGAAGGUACCUAAGGCCAGUAGUGAUUUGACCGCGGACGAGAAGGCUGAACUCUUGAAAGAGGCAAUGGCUGAGCACGAAAGGCAAUCGGCCAAUAGCGAUGGUACUCCGCGAGGUGCAUGGACCCACAUUAGACCUCUACUCUCGAACUUCUGCUAA